AUGCCGCGGUCAUUCCUAGUCAGAGCAAGGCAAACUAACUCUCCUUCCUUGGAGAAAUGUCCAGAUUCAAAUCAGCCAAAACUUCCAGGUGAGCGAGUCGAGUUUUUCACGCGGCCAGCAUAAAAUUGGCCCUUUUUGUCCAAUUUGGCUUUUUUUUAAUCCUGAAAUGAUCAAAGAGAAGAGAAAAUAUGACUUGAACAUAAUUGAUUGUUCGCAAGAGGCUGCGAUGUUUAAAGACCAGCCUCGAGAUAUUAAAUUGAGCGGGAUGAAUCGAGUUGCAUAAACUUCCACCACUAGGAAAGAGGAGUUGCAAAUCACGUAGGAAGAACUCUCAACUCCUAGGAUUACUCUUCCAAGCGAGAUUAGGAUCCUCACAAAAAACGAUCUCUCGUUGGAGAGCUCUGACCGCCAACUGUUUUAAAUAGAACUGUACAAAGCAUUGCAGUGUUCGAGUUCUUUUAACAGUCUUACUUGCUGGUUUACGCCUUUAGCGAGGGUCGAUGUUUCCAAGUCACGAAAAGUUGUUUAAGAUAUCUUUAAUCCGCAAAUCUUAUUACCCACGAGUUUCGAAAAGAGACUUACGCAAUCAAAUAAAAACUGCAACGCGCUGUUUUUGGAAGAGAUAAUGUUUGCUUACUCUUUGAAUAUUGGUAAAAAUGAGACCAUUUAUGUGCGUUAAAUACAGCCAUUAUUUUCUUAGCGCGCUAAUCUGUUCGCCCAUCCAUUUAAUUCGCUUAUCCAGUGAAAUGACUUUCAAAAUCUACGAAAAUAAACACGCCUUAUCAAGGACUACUCGUUAUUGCAAAGAACUCUGCGCAUUUUUAGUCACCAAGGUAGUUUUUGUAGGUUCUGAACAGAUUGUGCGGAGGGAAUCUUUUCACGAAUCUUUUACAUGUUGUCUAUAAGUGACUAAUUUUCAACCGAUUUUGACGACCUUGACCGCCAAACCCGCAGGGUUAAAACCGGUCGAGGUAAAAGAUUUUGCAGCAAGGACUGAAAGAUUAAUGAUGGCAAUGUAAACCUGUUUGAAUAUUAGCGUAUGGAACAUUAGUGCGAGAAAUUCGGAAAAGUGCAAAUAAUACAAGAUUUAGCGAUCUGUGGAGAGAUUUCCUUAAUAAAGCCAACCUUGGCUAAUUCGAGGCUCAAUCCCUGAGCGAACCUCUUUAUCAUUCUCGUAUUCUUUUUUUUUUUUUUUUUCGGAAAUAUGAAUUUUACUCCGACGCUUGAAAGCCAAAAACACAUUUUUCAUCAGUGUACCUUUGAUCUGGAAAAAAAAACUCUUGGGCGUACGUGAGAACAUUUGAUGCAAUAUAAAAGUGUCUUUCAAAUGCGCCAUAUCUGCGGUUACUUGGUAGCCCAUUACCCCAACAGCUAUGUGCGAAGAGUUUGGUGUUGCUUUCAUGAGAAUUGAUACCACUUUACAAAAUUCUUCUUUAAUGAAAAAUACCCAUCUAUUCAAAAAGCUCAUAGCUUUUAUUAUAAUAAUCAUAUCAAAUCACUUUUUCUUACAGAAGUUAAAACGGAGAAGGGACCUUCCGUUGAAGACAAAGCAUUCGAAACAGGAUCCAGUGUCACUUCUUCUGCUAAAAAUUCAUCUUUAAACCUCGCUCAGGAAACUUAUACCCCACGCAUCCCUUUGCCGACGCUUCCCCGACGACAUGGUGUAGAAUACUUUGAUUCAAAGUUCCCGUUUGCUCUUCCAAGAGCGCUUCCGUUUCCUCCCGCUCCACCGUCACCUUUGGUUUUGAGGCCUGUGCCGCGCUAUGGUGGACUAUCAUUUCCUUACAGCUGCCCAAGUCUCACCGUCAGCCCAGACCCGUUUGCUUAUCGUCAUUUCGCUCAACAGUCGCCCUUCCUUCAAAGAGGCUUCACUGGUCAAGAGUCCUUCUUUGCUCCGGCAAGAGUAACAGAGUGCCGCGAUCCUAUUUCGAAUUUAGGCGAAUUUUUUGGGCGUCAAGAAAGUGUGGACAGCGAGGAUCUCACCUCAGGAGAGCCAACCUCCUUGAAAACGAAGGUAUAUAAAUGCCAAGAAUGUGGGAAAGAAUUUAAGAGGCCGUCAAGUCUCUCAACACACAAACUUAUUCAUUCCGAUCACAAGCCUUAUUCGUGCAGUUACUGCGGAAAAAAUUUCCUCCGCAAAUCCGACAUGAAAAAGCACACGUUGAUGCACACUGGGGUGAAACCAUUUCAGUGUAAGCAGUGCGGGAAGGUUUUCAGUCAAUCCUCUAACAUGCUUACUCACAUGAGGCGGCAUACCGGAAUUAAACCCUUCCCCUGUAAAAUUUGCGGCAGAAGGUUCUACAGGAAAGUUGAUGUUCGUCGGCACACUAUGAGGCACGAGUAUAGAUCAAGUUUGGAAGACGGAAACACUAAGUGAACUCCUUCAAGCAGCCAUAGGAAACUCCUAGAAAAUACAUCGAGUUGUUUAGAAACUAGGGAUUGUCUGCAUAUAAACAAUUUGCUAGCCACAAACUUUACGAACGAAAAGCCAUAAAAUCAAACUUGAUUUCAAAUAUGCUCUUCUAAAUAUGUAUUUUAGACCAUCUUCGUAUUGUAUUGUAAAGAGAAAAAAACCCUUGAGAAACUUAUCACCUUUAUAGAAAAUAGAACACUUAUUCCGAACCUUAUUUUUAAGAAGCCUCAAUAGUUUUAGCAAGAAACUAAGAACAAUUAAAAAAAUCAAACUUAUUUGGGUAUACUGUAUUCAACUUCUCCCAGACGGGUGUUUCGUUUUCCACACAGUACCUAGCGUCACUGUCAUCCAUCUUUAUAAGCGAAACGAAACGAAAUAUUUCAGUCCCUUUUUAUUUCUAUUUAUCUUACAAUGAGUAAACAGGAACUUUAGGGAGAACUUCCAAGCCUCUAACUGCGCCUAAAGAGUCUUGAUCGUACGUAAUGGUGAGGUCAAAGCAAAAUAAUAUACCAUAAAAAUUUAUUAUGCCUUGAUUUUUUUUCUAAGCAGUAGUAACAAUUAAUUUGAAUUGAAACUAUUCUUUUGAGCAUAACUAGCAGGUAACACGUUGACUAAAUGUAAAUUUCGCCAGAAAUAAGAAUUAAGAUCAGUUAUUGAUAUUUUCUGAACAAAACCGCCGACGACAACAUUUUAUAAUGGCUUGAAAAGAUAUUAUCUUUGUUUGAAGCGGGCAGUAACUGGGCAGUUUUUUCAGGGAAAUGUAGCGUGCAGUAAAAUUUUACAAAAGGGUUGUUUGUCCGCAGAGAGAAGAUGAGUACUAUUCUGUAAACAAACAUAAUGACAAAUGAUAGUAUCGCUCACAUAACAGGUGGGUUGGAGUGCCAGGUAAAUUGAGGUUGCUUCUAUCGCUCGACAUAAAGCAAAAUUCGAACUUGCUAUCAUAACAUCGAAAAUAACUUGAUUCUAAAAGUAUCGUUUACAGUAUGCCGUAAGCUGGGAUACAGGU
Messenger RNA from Pocillopora meandrina, 3419 nucleotides. The record is from the annotation of a GenBank genome assembly. Lineage: Eukaryota; Metazoa; Cnidaria; Anthozoa; Scleractinia; Pocilloporidae.